Messenger RNA from Lonchura striata (white-rumped munia), 515 nucleotides. NCBI's taxonomy places the organism in Eukaryota, Metazoa, Chordata, Aves, Passeriformes, Estrildidae. The record is from RefSeq and is a predicted model, not a curated record.
AUGCCCAACGGAUGCUGCGGAUGCGGCGGCGGGAAUAACUACACCGUGUGCUGCUACAGCAGCCCCCGCUGCUGCAAGACCCCCAUGUGCUGCAGCCCCAUGCAGUGCUGCAGCCCCUGCUGCAUGCCCAUGCAGUCCUGCUGCAUGCCCACGUCCUGCUGCUACACCAUCAGCAGCAACAACAACGGCGGCUGCUGCGGCGGCUGCUGCGGCGGCAACUGAGCUCGCCCGGCGGUGCCCGGCUCGGACACGGAUGUGGACGUGGAUGUGGACGUGGAUCCCAGCCCAGACGCUCUUCCUGCUGUGCUUGGACGCUGAGAACUUCUCUUUUUGCUGCCUUUAGUGCCCAGGUGCUUGGCUGCGCCCUGGAGCCGCUGCCCAGCGAGUUUCUGGCGCUGCUCUUCCUUCCCCUCUUGGUGAUGGGAUGUUCGGUGCUGUCUCCUUCUCCCUUCUCUUUCUUUAAUCCCCAAUUAGCCAUGAAAGCCAAUAAAAUUUAUAACUUCUGAUCCUGCAAA